Dicentrarchus labrax (European seabass) is the source of this 6555-nucleotide messenger RNA. It is a transcript of the gene fbrs, whose product is annotated as fibrosin. Bases 1256 to 5074 code for a protein of 1272 amino acids. The transcript is spliced from 18 exons. Lineage: Eukaryota; Metazoa; Chordata; Actinopteri; Moronidae. The record is from RefSeq and is a predicted model, not a curated record.
CAGUCUGUUGACCGAGGAAGAAGAAGGGCGCACACAAUGCACCGCUCGGGCUGACAACGGCUCUCUCUCUCUCUCUCCCCCUCUCUCUCUCUUUCUCUCCCUCUCUCUCUCUUUCUCUCAUUUUCAACAUUAAUCUCAAAUCCAGUCGGAAACUCUUGAACCGGGCAGCGGAGCGGCCAUUCGUCCACAAACAGAGUGGAUUCAGUGAGAAUCAGAGCUCGUUGACCGGAAACGGCUCCAACUAAUCCUAAAAACAGUUGGAUUACAACCGGAGGAGGCUGCAUGACGGAGCGGCGCAGCCCGCCAGGGGCUCGGCCCACACCCACGUUUAUGGAAAUCGACCCCGAGGCUUUCAUAUUUGGGCCUUCAUUUAUUUUUAUUUUUCUUCUUCGUGAUGGACGCGGACCGAAAUAAGAGUUGUGUUUAAAUAUUAUUAUUAUUAUUAUUAAGGCUUAAAACAAACACACAUUCUCCCUGCUUCCUUUCUUUCUUUUUUUUAAAAAUAAAUAAAUAAAUAAAUCUCGCUGGUGGCUAACAGCUGGAUCGGCUAACGCUCAGCUAGCAGCGGGAAGCUAACGUUACGUCUUUUCUUUCGAUGUGAAUUGAACCGAUAAAACUAUCGAUCAGCGCCGUCGGGAGCACGAGAACACCGCGCGGACCGUGGCCGCGGACUGUUAGAGAGCCCUGCUGACUUCACCGACGUUGUUUUAACAAUAUAUAGUUUAAAUUACAAAUAUUAGCGAGCCGCGGAAGAAUGAGCUAAUCGGCUGGAGACUGUAGCGUUAGCUCGCGUUAGCAUCAACCAGAAGAAGAAGAAGAAGAAGAAGAAGAGGGGGGGUUACUCUGUUUAUAUUGUUUAGGACUCCUGACAGGUUUUGUUUUUGUUUACAUGCGUUUAACGUUAUAGCUUACAGACACAGUCCGGCUAUGUCCUGACGUUUGCGCGCGCGUGUGUGUGUGUGUGUGUGUGUGUGUGUGUGUGCGUGUGUUAAAUGUGUUAAAUGCCCAUGUGGGGGUAAAGUUUGCGUUCACAUUGACUGAAAUGACUCUGAGGUUCCGCUCUGAUGCCACUGGACUGUUGUCAGAGGACGGUGAAUAAUAGCCACUGGUUCCCAUUAACGCCAUUUUAACACAGGGCCUGUGUGCUGCUGGUUUCAGUUAGCGGUUCUGGUGACUUGAGUAAAGAAGUGCCUUUUUUUUUUUUUUUUUUUUUUCCUUUCGGGUCUCACUGGAGUUACAAAAGAACCGUUUGAACAUGGAGGGCCCGAGCCGAAGCACUGGGUUCAGACAGAGCCGCCGGUCCCGUUCACAGCGCGACAGGGAGCGGCGGCGGAGGAGGGUGAACCUGGCCGAGGAGAGGGCCACAUCCCUGUCCUCAGGCUCCGAUCCGGAGGCGUGUGGGACCAACAGUGUCCUGGGUCCCGGUGGGAGGGAGUGUCGGCCCGGUUUUGGGAGACACAGGCCUCCACGCCGGAGGAAGAGGGAGUCGGUGUCCUGCGAGGAAGACAUCAUCGAUGGCUUCGCUAUUGCGAGCUUUAUCAGCUUGGAGGCACUGGAGAUGGACUGCUCUCUGAAGCCCAGUCAGCGCACUGAUAUGCUGGGAAGGAGGAACAAGGGGAAGAGAGGGCCAGAGGAGAACGGCGGGGGGCCGCUGUCCGAGCCGGAGGAAGGAGCCCCGCACAGCUACUCCAGCAGUUGUUGGAACAAGAGCCGAAACAAGAGGAGAAGAAUAGAGCGACACCCUUUGGAGACGGGCUACAUUUGUGACACUGAGAGUGAUACAGGAGAUAAGGCCUCCGACAAUGACAUGGACCCAGUCUUCACAGUCAGUACUAGGAAAGCUGUGGAGCCUGCCCCCUCAAACAUGGGCACAUCGAUGGGCAAAAGCUGCCCGCCUCUACCGGCCCCUUGUGUCUCGCGGUUGAUGGUGACCCCGAGAGUCUCUGGCCUGGAGCGAAGCCAGGAGAAAAGCUUGGAGCAGCAUUUCCCAGAGCCUGUUUGUUCUUCUACCUCCUUCUCUUUCCUGCCUUCCCCGGUCAAAUCCUCAGGCACCGUCCCCCGGCCCAACGGCAGCCGCCACAACGGUAGUCCCCCACUCUCCAAACCCAAACCCUUCCUCACUUUGCCUGGCCGCUCUCACUCCAUCUACAACAGGAGCAGCACCCCAGUCAAACCUCCCUCCUCUGCUUCAUCUGUUGGGUCUUCCUCAUCCUCCAUGCGCCCCCCGACUCCCUCCACCAGUGUGUCGCUGCCCUACAGCAGGGGUUCAGGAGUCUCAGGGCCCCUCCGACCCCCAUCCCGAGCCAGCUCUGGGGCCCUAUUUACGUCCUCACCUGGCCUGCCUCCUCCUCCCCCUCUGCUCCAAGGUCCUGCCCACUCAACUGCAGCAGAUCAGGAAAUAAUGCGUCACAACUUAAACUCGCACUACUUGAAUUCACAAGAUCGCGAGGGCAGACGCAGCGUCCCAGGGGCUGAAAAUAACGCAGCUGCUGCGGGCCGCUCCACUCCCGGUGGUCCAUCAGCAUCGAGCUCCGCCCCGGGUUCGUCGGGCCGGACGUCGCAGAACCAGUCGAACAUCCAACCCAUGGCCUUCCAGUUUCAUCAGCACAACCACCAGCACCAACACACGCACACACACCAACACUUCACGCCCUUCCUGCACCCCACAGCUACCGCACCGCCUCUGUUUGAUAAGUAUCCUGGAAAAAUGGACGGGCUGUACAGACACACUUUCUUCCCACAAUACCCACCGCCCUCAGUGCCGAGUAUCCAGCCUGUGAUUCCUCCCACUGGGCCUUUCAGCUCCUUGCAAGGAGCAUUUCAGCCAAAGCCUCUUGUCCCUCAGGGAACGGGUCCUGAUAUAAGCGCACGACUUGGGGUUGUGCCUCACCACCUGCAGCCCAAAGACCCCAGGCUAACUGAUCCAUUUGGGACAUCGUUGAAAAUCAGUAAUAAACCAGGAAAAUGGUGUGCUAUGCAUGUAUACGUGGCCUGGAUGAUUCUAAGCCAUCAGAAAAAAGUAAAGCUGAUGCAGGCUGAUCCUCACAAGUUGGACUUCCGUACUGACCUGCUGGCCCGUCUUCCUGGAGCUGGGGGACUGGGACCCCUGGGGCCCAUAGGAGGAGCCCUGCCUCCCACUCAUGAUCUGACCAGGCCUCCCAGUCUGUUCUCAGCGACAGGGCCAGUCAAUCCGUCCUCGGCUCCUUUCAUCUCUCCAUCAACGCCCCACUCCUCUUUCCUCGCACCAGCUGCACACUUGGAUCCGUAUGGCCGAUCCCCACCCUUCACCCCACUGGGAGCGCUUGGUUCUGGUGCCUUUGGAGGACUUGGCAGCCCAACAAUGGCGAGCACACCAGCUGGUGUGGUUGGAGGCUUACCCAACCCCAACCAUCAUGACCCAUGGAACCGUCUACACGGUGGCCCAUCUGUGUUCCCCCCAGGCCCCAGCUGGGCUAAAGGAGCAGAUAAGCGGGACGAUAGGGAUCGGGGGAAGGAAGGAGAGAGGAGAGACAUCCCCCACAUCAAGGAUGAAAAGGACAGAGACAAUAUGCUGUAUGGCCGACAACCUGUGAGAAUGUCUCCAGUUGCCUCUUCCUUCAAGCCCCGCAGUAGCACCCCAGUUUCCCACAUUAAUGGUCACAGCAGUGCCCUGGGUGGGAGCAGUGGCCCCAUUGAGGACCUGACACGCAGCUUAAGAGAGCGCGAGCGAGACAGAGAUGGAGAUAAGAGGCCGCUGCCAACGGUGUCUUCACGUGGGCUGCCUGUUGGCUCUUCAUCUUUAGUAGCAGACAGGGACAGACCACGGUCUUCCUCAUCUUCUGUGCUCACUACUCCCCCACCCUCCAACCGCUCAGCCCCAUCUCCUUUGGACCUUUACCCCCGUGCACUGGCCCCAACAACACACAGCCUCCACAAUGAACCCUCACACUCCCAAAGAGACGGCAACCUCCCCUCUUCCUCCGCAGCUUCUGCCUCUGUCACUUCUUUGUCUCAGGCCAAGAAGUCUGACCGGACCACAACGCCCGUCUCCAAACCUCCACUGCUUCUCCCACCAGUUAAAGUCAAAGAGGAGCGGAAAGAGGAGCCGGAGCAUAUCCCCAUCUCCCUGCCUCCCCCGGUGCAGAACCACAGCUUUGACCGGCCCAACAGCCAUCCACACCACCAUAGUUCUGGUACCCCUUCUUCUUCCUCUUUAUCACUGACUCCCACUCCUGGUGUUCCCCUAAUGCAACAUACUUCAAACCACGCUCCUUCCCACCAACACCUUUCCCUGCUGGACCGCUCCAGGGCCAUUGAAGCGUAUCUGGGGAGCACAGCAGGUGCAGGGUUGGUAAUGGGUCCAGGAGAACGUUUUGCCCAUGGUCCAGUUCAAGGACCUCCGCAGGGUCCACAUAGCUUCACCUGGGACCCCUGGAGGGAGCUUGCAGCUCAGCAGCAUCAUCAGCAUCAUCAGCAUCGCAGGGAGGCUUUGGCACUUCGGUCAGACCCUCACCUGGCCCGACUGUUCCAUCAACGCCUUAUGGAGGCAGCCCCCCCUCACCACCCUCCGACUUCUACCUCCGCUGCCUCCGGCUCUGCUGUCCGCCAGGAGUUUGGCCUAAUGGCCCAUCACUUUGACCGCUCUCACCUCGGACACCCAGGCGGAGGACUGAUCGAUGAGGAGCAGCGCGCCCAGAUCCUGAGGGAAGACUUUGAGCGGGCUCGCUACUUUGGGAUGCACCCACACCUCCCUCCUGGCGCUCACCUCUCGGGCCCCUCUCAUGCUGCUACUGCCGCUCACCUGGAGCAGCUCCACCCCGGCCUUCUCGCCCACUCGCUCGCCCACGGAGCCUCUCCUGCUGCCCAGCACCACGCUGGCCUCUACGCCCGUCUAGGCUCACUGAACGCGCACCACGUGCCCAACGGCAUCCUGGCAAAAACCCCUGCAGGCUUGGUGGGAGCGCUGGCAGUGGGGGCACCGCCUCCGCUCAUUCCGUCCAUCACCAGCCGGUCGUCCACACCUCCCCGCGGUUCUAGACUUGGGCCAGGUGAGCUGGCACUGUACAGCGCCCACAAAGACGGAGAGUCCAGAUAGUACAGGGACAACACUGGAGGAGAUUAAGGGAAAUGUCAGGAUCACUGUGCUGCUCUCAACCUGCCCCCUUUUUCCUCUUGCAGACUACUAACCCCUCCCCUUCCAGUAACACAACCAAACCAGUUCCAGUCCCCCUGCAAAAAAAGGGGUAACCAUGACUGGCUGGAGGUGAUGGUAGGGAGGGAAUGCAAGACUUGGAAUAUGCGCAAUGGUUCUAUCAGUGCAAUUUAAAGGUACAUGGUUUCUGUGCAUCCUUGGUGUAUUUUUUAUUUUAUACUGGCUGUUGGUUAUUACAGUAGUCGAUUUCAGAAGCUGUACGAAGAGGCAGAGGACAGCUUUUUUUCAUUUGUCAGGUGAAUUAUGAUCCAUGCUACUUAGCAAGCCUUUUUUCCGGGUGGAUUGGAAAUGACUUCCAGAGGGAUGUACACUGUGAAAAAAAAAAAAAAAAAAAAAAAACAUGUCAAGGGUUCAUCCUCAGCUUGGUUAAAUACUCAUGGGAUAUUAUAAAGCCCUCCUCUACAUAAGUCACCCCUGAUUAGGUAUUGUGGAUGAGGGUCUUUAGAAAUACAGUGGUAAAAGUGGUGCUUUCUGUUUCUGUCUUUGUGUCUUUUUGUCAUUGUGAGAAGACAAAAUUACUGAUGAGACCAUUUUAAUGAAGAUCGGUAAGCAUCGCACCUCAGUUUCCUGCUUUACCCAAAAAAAAAAAUCUAAACCCAAAACCCCUCAGCUUCACUGAUAAUGAGAUUCAACCUUUUUUGGCUUGUUUUUUUUUUGGUUUGUUUUUGUUUUUGUUUUCAAAGGAUGAAUGGCGAAAUGAACUGUGCUACACUGUGUGAGUGAACACAGUAUUUUAGAGCUUCCUGUAACUGUUUCCCCCAGUCUCCUCUUGACUAUAUGUGCAGGACCAGAUUAUAGUAGUCUAGAGAAAUUGCCUUUGUAAUUAUUAUUCUUAACAUUAAUUAUCUUCUAUAAUAAUAAAUAUAUUCACUGUUAUGUUAUUUGUCUUUGUUUCGGGUAUCAACCAGUACUCUCUCCCCAGGUAGUAAUCUGUUUCAAAUCAUGCAAAAGACAAAGCAAAAGGCUUGCUUCACAAAACUUUUUAAUGCUCGUGAACAUUAAGCCGUAUCCAUUGCAACCUCUGGCCUCUUCAAGGAUCUCAUCUAGGACUUUAUUAUGCUCAGAGGGAGGUUUGCCUUGUGUGUCAUUGGUUGUGUGUUAUAUCCAUUUGGGACUAUGGGAGCCUUGUACAUUGAACUGUCGAGUUGUUUCAUCAACGAGAAUAAGUUAUAUACAUGGAUAAGUGGGACAUCUGCUGAAGAACUGAAAAAAAAAUAUAUGUACUUGUGUCAAAAAGACAGCUAGACAGUGGGUAUCCUGAGAGGGAAAAGACUGGGUCGAUUAUUUUAAUAUGACCAUUUUAUACCUUUCAAACCCCUCCCCUAGAGACCACAAAGAUUAAUUAUUAAAUGAAUUGUUGUUUA